AUGUCCUCACGCGGGGCGGCUGACAGUGGUCCGGAUAAAGUAGGUUCUCCGGCCGAGUUCCUGCAAUUGAUGGCAUUGGAACGACUUGAUGAUGGCGAAGUCUCAUAUGCCGGUGCAGUUGAACCAGAAAAAAUUGAACGUUUUCGCUCAGUGGCUUCUCCAUAUCCCCCUGGCAUGAGCAACCGCUCAUUUGGUGGUCAUGUUUACGCCCAAUCUGCUUUUGCCGCAUCAAAGACAGUCGGAAAAGGAUUCGUGGUGCACGACAUGACGGGCACCUUUGUCUUGGCUGGCCGUCUGGACGUUCCAUAUGUGUACACCGUCCGUCAUAUUCGCGAUGGCUUCAUGUAUUGCACACGGGCAGUUGAUGCUCGGCAAGAUGGCAAGAUCUGCUUCUCGUGUCUAUGUUCAUUCAAACGAGAUGAGGACCGACGCGACUUCCACCACCAGCCCCGACCAGUGCAAGAGCGGUUUAGGGAAGUGUUGGCGGCCAAACAACCUGAAGAUCAACCUCUCAGCCCCGAUGCUGAUGCGGACUGGUGGAUUGACACCGUUCAAGGUGGAGACACAGAAGAACAACGCUUCCCCGGUCUUGAUGUGCGGAAAACCGACAUGUUGGAAUAUAACAAGUCCAGGGACAGGCAAAAGAGACAGCCUGAAAAAUGGCGUCAGUUGACACAAUAUCGACUCAAAGGGUCUCCAGACGAGGAUCCCAAUGCAACACUUUCUCAAAUUCGAGAAAGAGACCAUGCGGGCGAAUACGAUAAUCUCUAUGCUUGUGCACAUAUGUACUCCAGUGACAAAAACUCUCUUUUUUUGAUUCCGCGGGCCCUGGGUAUCAAGUAUUGGAGUGAAAUGUGCAGUCUCACUUUGACAGUGAUUAUCCACCACCAUGGAGAGGCAUUAAGAAUGAUUGACUGGGAGGCCUCUAGCAGAAAUGGCUCCAGUGUUUCGAUGAAGUGGUUCAUACAGGAGGGUUGGACACCUCGAUCAGGAGAGAACAGAGGCGUGCAUGAAAGCCACUUAUGGGGUCCUGAUGGCACAUUAAUAGCCACUUCAUUGCAGGACGGUUUGCUUCGAUUGCGGAAAAUUGGCCGAGUGGGUAAUCUGUAA
Molecule: messenger RNA, 1110 nt
Organism: Penicillium maclennaniae
Lineage: Eukaryota; Fungi; Ascomycota; Eurotiomycetes; Eurotiales; Aspergillaceae
Product: acyl-CoA thioesterase
Exons: 2
Coding region: 1-1110 (369 amino acids)
Biological process (GO): acyl-CoA metabolic process; fatty acid catabolic process
Cellular component (GO): peroxisomal matrix
Molecular function (GO): fatty acyl-CoA hydrolase activity
Source: RefSeq, a predicted model, not a curated record